UUCUAAAUAACAAAUUAAUCACUUCUUCCCUAAAUAAUCUCUACUAACAAACACACGAAUUUUAACUUGGGGAUUUGCAGGGAUGAAGAUGACGAUGACGAUGAAUCUCAAGUUUACUCCUAAAGCUUUUGAUGCCUUCUUUAAUGGUGGUACUACUCUUAUUACUCCUUUUCCUUCUUUUCAUUUUCAUUCACGCUAUUAUUAUUCCACUGCAUCUGAUGUUUUUAUUCAAGAUCGUCAAUUGUUUCUCAAUUCAGUUAGAGAACACUGUAAAUUAGGGUUUUCAAAUCUCAAUUUCCCCCUUUCUCUCUUCCAUCAAAUGCUCUCUUUGCGCCCUAUCCCUUCUAUCAUCGUUUUCACUCAACUCUUCACUGCCAUGUCCAAAUUGAAACACCUUCAACCUCACUCCACCAUUAUCUCUCUCAUCAGAGACCUUGAAUUCUCUGGUAUUCGACCCAAUAUGCAUUCUAUUGGUAUUCUUGCCAAUUGUUACUGCCAUUUGGGCCGUGUUGAUUUCGGCUUCUCUCUUCUUGCCAAAAGACUUAAGCUUGGUCACCCCUUUGAUGGUGAUUGUGUUAUCUUUACUACCUUAAUCAAUGGCUUUAUCCACUGUGAUAAGCUUCCUCAAGCUCUUCAAUUGCUAGAUCAAAUUGUUAAGCUAGGUUUCCAACCCAACAUUGUUACUUAUGGUGCUAUUUUCAAAGGUCUUUGUCGGAUUGGUGACAACGCUGCUGCCCUCCACUUGCUCAGGAAGAUGCAAUCUAGUCCUUGUGAGCCUGAUCUUAUCAUAUAUAACACCGUUAUUGAUAGUCUUGGUAAGGAUAGGCUGUUAAAAGAGGCCCUUGACCUGUUCACUGCCAUGAAAAGUGAGGGCAUUAUACCUGACGUUAUCACUUAUACCUCCUUAAUUAGAGGUCUCUACAACUCCGGCUCCAAGGUCGAGGCUAAAGAUAUGCUAGUGGAGAUGUUGGAGUGUGACAUAGCGCCAAAUGUUACCACCUUCAACAUGCUUGUUGACAUGUUUUGCAAAGACGGGAAUGUUGAUGAAGCACAAGCUAUUCUAGACUAUAUGAUUGAGAGAGGUGAGGUGCCAGAUGUCAUUACUUACAAUUCUUUACUCGAUGGUUAUUGUUUGCGUGGUCAGAUGGAGGAUGCGGAAAAACUACUUGAUUUGAUGGCCAAGAAUGGUUGUGAGCCUGAUAUUGUAAGUUUUAGCACUAUCAUUAAUGGAUAUUGCAAGGCUAGAAACAUGGACAAGGCCCUCAACUUGUUUCAAGAAAUACUUCAGAAAGGGGUGACACCUAAUGUUGUUACCUAUAACACUCUUAUUGAUGGACUAUGCAAAGUCAAUAGACUCCCACUUGCACGUAAACUGUUCAAGGAUAUGCAAGGCCAUGGAGUUACUCCUAAUGUUGUCACAUAUUCUUCAUUGCUUGAUAGCUUAUGCAAAAAUGCGCUACUUGAUGAGGCAGUGGCGUUACUUGAAGAAAUGGAGAAUAAUGGUGUUAAGCCUACUGUUGUCAUAUACGGUAUCCUAAUGGACAGCUUGUGUGAGGCUGGGAAACUUGAAGAUGCUACAAAAUUCUUCUUGGAUCUUGUAUUGAAAAGGCUGGAACCUAAUGUUAGAAUAUACACAAUUUUGAUAAAAGGCUUGUGCAAGAAAGGCCUCAUGGAUGAAGCUAAUCAAGUGUUGAGGAAAAUGGAGGAUGAUGAUUGCUCCCCUAAUGAAUUUACAUAUAAUACAAUCAUUAGAGGAUAUAUUCUCAAAAAUGACUUAUCAAAUGCAUCGUAUUAUUGUGAUCUUAUGGUUAGCAAGGGAUUCAAAGGUGAUGCUGACACUUUCUCAUUACUUAUUCACCUUUUGUCUUCAAAUAACUUAAGUGACUCAUCAAAGGACCAAGUGCGGAAGUUCAUCAAUCGAAUAGAUGCUAAGUUGUAACCUGUAAUUCUCUUAUUAAUGGCCUAAUUAAAUCUAGUAUUACAUUGGAGUAGUAUCUUGUUGUACCUUUUAGUUUCCUUGUUUUACUAGGAUGCCUUUUGCCCUUUUCUUUAUAUAUUACCACUUUAUAUGCACGUUUAACAAUUGUCUCCCCAUAAGAACUUCAAGGAAACUCCAUCUUAAGGAUUUACUUUGGACAUCUUCACUCUCACUUCAUUGCUUGGGUCCUAUGCAAAAGUGCACAGCUUGGGGAAGCAAUGACGGUGUUUUUGGAGAUGGAAGUGGCUUCUGAUAUUGUCCUCUGCUAUAUGUACAAACUGUUAUUAGUGGACCACUUUGUGAAGAAAGUAUGGUGAUUGCUGUUGAUCUUUCUCCUCCAAUUUUGUGGCUGGAAAUCCGAAAAACUGCUUCUGAUUGAAUCAUGAAUUGGCUGCGAUGUCGUUGGUUAACUGUGAAGAGAUUACUUAACGUGUUUCAGGGUAGUUACUAUUAUUUACUUACUAGGCUCCACUGUUUGAUUUCUCUAAUAUCCAGCAAUGCUUCUGACUGAUACAACAAGCAUAUCCCAAGAUUUGUUUCAGAAAGAGAGAACACCCGAUGUUGUUAUCUAUAGCACUCUUAAUGUUAAAAAUCUGCAAAUCCUACAGACUCCUACUUGGAAGCAAGCUAUUCUAGGAGAUAUGCAAGCUCAUAGAAUUUUUUAUGAAGUCGAAAUGAAUAUUGAACAGUGAACACUACAUUUAGGUAUUUUUAUAGUUGAUCUGUUGUUCUAUAUCAGUUCUAGAGAAAUAAAUUACCUCCUUCAUAGUGUUUGA
Molecule: messenger RNA, 2754 nt
Organism: Beta vulgaris subsp. vulgaris (sugar beet)
Lineage: Eukaryota; Viridiplantae; Streptophyta; Magnoliopsida; Caryophyllales; Amaranthaceae
Product: putative pentatricopeptide repeat-containing protein At1g12700, mitochondrial
Exons: 1
Coding region: 83-1939 (618 amino acids)
Molecular function (GO): protein binding
Source: RefSeq, a predicted model, not a curated record